Molecule: messenger RNA, 1610 nt
Organism: Symsagittifera roscoffensis
Lineage: Eukaryota; Metazoa; Xenacoelomorpha; Acoela; Convolutidae
Product: ornithine aminotransferase, mitochondrial-like
Exons: 1
Coding region: 101-1423 (440 amino acids)
Cellular component (GO): cytoplasm
Molecular function (GO): identical protein binding; L-ornithine transaminase activity; pyridoxal phosphate binding
Source: RefSeq, a predicted model, not a curated record
GACUCAAAUAUCACGCCACAAACUUAAUUCAACCUGUUUCAAUUUCUUGUUCAACUACAAUAGUUGUUGUAUUCUGAAUCUUCAUUUUCAGUUGAUUAAGAUGUUAUCAAUGAAGAAAGCUGUUAAUUCGAUCUGUGAAAUCACAACAAGGUGUGCAGUUACAAGCCAAACAAGACGCUUCAAAAGUGUGGCGCCUUCUGCCACGUCCCACGCUUCUGAGUCUGAACUAGUAAUGGCCAAGGAAGACCAGUUUGGAGCUCAUAAUUACCACCCACUCCCAGUAGUUCUGUCCAGGGGCGAGGGUGUGCAUGUCUGGGAUGUUGAGGGACGGAAGUACCUGGAUUUCUUGAGUGCAUAUUCUGCAGUGAAUCAAGGUCACUGUCACCCGAAGAUUGUGGAAGCGUUGAUUAAACAGGCGCAGACCGUUACUUUGACUUCUAGAGCAUUUUAUAAUGACGCUUUGGGAGAAUAUGAAGAAUAUAUCACUAAACUACUUGGAUAUGACAGAGUUCUGCCGAUGAAUACAGGCGUGGAAGCGUGUGAAACAGCUGUAAAAUUGGCGCGUCGAUGGGGAUACGACAAGAAAGGCAUCAAACAUUACAAAGCCAAGGUCAUUUUUCCAGAAGAAAACUUUUGGGGCAGAUCCAUCGCUGCUUGCUCGACUUCAACUGAUCCGACUUGUUUUGAAGGGUUCGGUCCAUUCACUCCAGGGUUUGAGAUCAUUCCUUACAAUGACAUAGCAGCUGUAGAGAAAGCAUGCCAGGACCCGGAUGUCUGUGCAUACAUGAUGGAACCCAUCCAAGGUGAAGCAGGAGUCAGAGUUCCAGACGCUGGAUACCUUGCCAAGGUCAGAGAGAUUACCAAGAAAUACAACGUACUGCUUAUUUGUGACGAAGUUCAAACUGGACUUUGCAGAACUGGAAAAAUGUUGUGCUCGGAUCACGACAAUGUUCGACCGGAUAUUUUGACCCUUGGAAAAGCUCUUUCGGGAGGUGUGUACCCGGUGUCUUCGGUUUUGUGUGACGAUGAAGUGAUGCUCUGUAUUAAACCUGGAGAACAUGGGUCGACAUACGGUGGGAAUCCAGUAGCUGCUAAAGUGGGCAUUGCUGCGCUUGAAGUCUUACAGAAAGAAAACUUAGCCGAAAACGCCACAAUUCAAGGCGAGUUUAUGCGAAGUGAAUUGAAGAAAUUAGUGGGUGAUCGUAUAACUGAAGUGAGAGGCAAGGGUCUCUUGAAUGCGAUUGUUAUCAAAGAAGAGGGAAAUUGCAAUGCGUGGAAUGUGUGCAUGAAGUUGAGAGACAAUGGGAUGUUGGCGAAACCUACACACGAUCAUAUUAUCAGAUUGGCGCCUCCACUUAUUAUCAAUAAAGAUCAAGUGACACAAGCGGUUGAGAUUGUUGAAAAGACCAUCAAAGAGUUUUGAAGCGUUUAUGACUGGAGAGUAUAUAGUUUAAUGUAUUCGAGAUCGCGUUCCACAAAUGAUUCAAAUAAUAAGUGCAGUAAAGCGAAAAUUGACAUGAUAGUUAUAAAUUAUACUAGACUGCUGAGUGAUCCCUGGUGAACAUGGAUUGUUUUCUUUGAAUUCUUAAUUUUCUGUUGGCAUUUUUUUU